Molossus molossus (Pallas's mastiff bat) is the source of this 1512-nucleotide messenger RNA. RefSeq names its product leukocyte immunoglobulin-like receptor subfamily A member 6. NCBI's taxonomy places the organism in Eukaryota, Metazoa, Chordata, Mammalia, Chiroptera, Molossidae. The transcript has 9 exons. Gene Ontology annotation, biological process: cytokine-mediated signaling pathway. The coding region runs from base 1 to 1512 and encodes 503 amino acids. Gene Ontology annotation, molecular function: inhibitory MHC class I receptor activity. The record is from RefSeq and is a predicted model, not a curated record.
AUGGGUGUCAAGGUCCUGGAAAAAUCUCAGGGUUCAAAUAGACAUCUGCUGGUUAACGGGCUGAAGUCUUGUCUGGCGGGAGGCAACGCCGUGACCUUCACCUCUACUGCCUUUCUCGGCCUCGGGCUGUGUCUGGGCCGCAAGACCUACCGGAGAACAGAGACUCUGCCCAAACCCACCAUCUGGGCGAAGCCCAGCUCUGUCAUCACGCACGGGAGGCCUGUGGACAUCUGGUGUCGGGGGUCCCAGAGAGCCGACCAGUACUACCUGUACCGGACGUCGGCCCCGCAGCUCCAGAGGACUGAGUUUUCACUGGAAUCCGGAGACAAGGCCAAGUUCUCCAUCCCACUCAUGACGCAAGACUUUGCUGGGACCUACCACUGCCUGUAUCACAGCCAGGAGCGCUGGUCAGUGCCCAGCGAGCCUCUGAACCUAAUGGUCGCAGGAAUGUUCCACCCACCCACCCUCUCAGCCUUCCCGGGUCCCAUCGUGCCCUCAGGAGGGAGUGCGACCCUGCAGUGUGGCUCAUGGCAGCGGUUCGACUGGUUUUACCUGUGGGACGAAGGAGGAGGUGGCCAUUACGAGCUCCUGGCCUCCCAGUGCCGAGCUGAUGGCUGGUGCCAGGCCCUCUUCACCGUGGGCCCCGUGAGUCUGACUCGGAGGUGGACAUACGGGUGCUACGGUGUGUUCUCGGGCUCCCCUUACGUGUGGUCUUCCCCUAGCGACCUCCUGGAGCUCCUGAUCUCAGGUGUGUCUAGGAAACCGUCUCUGUCCCUCCUGCCAGGGCCUGUGGUGGUCCCUGGAGACACGCUGACCCUCCGAUGUCAGUCUGAUGUGGACUACGACAGAUUCGCUCUUUUCAAAAAGGGGGAACAUAACCUCCCCCAGAGACACAGCCGGCAGGUCCAGGCCGGGUUCUCUCAGGCUGACUUCUCCCUGGGCCCGGUGAGCGGCUCCCACGGGGGCCAGUACACGUGCUACGGUGGAUACAACCUCUCCUUCCAUUGGUCGGCCCCCAGUGACCCCGUGAACAUCCUGGUGACAGCCUUGCUCCCCGAGGACACGAUCCCCACCCUGUCGGCCCAGCCAGGCCCCACCGUGGCCCUCGGAGGGAAGGUGACUCUGUGGUGUCAGACUGGGAGCCUGUUCGACACAUUCCUCCUGUUCAAGGAGGGGGAUGUCAGUCCCCCUCUGCACCUCAGGUCUCGGUACCAAGACGGGGUGUUUCAGGCCACCUUCCUGAUGAGUCCUGUGACCCUGGACCACGAGGGCACUUACAGGUGCUAUGGGUCACUCAGCAGCUACCCCAGCCAGUUGUCCCGGCCCAGUCACCCCGUGGAGCUCAAGGUAGAAGGUGAGGAGCUUGUCUGUGGUCCCGAGCUCCCAGAUCACACAGUGGAGAAUCUCAUCCGCCUGGGUCUGUCCGGACUGAUACUGGUGGUGCUUGGGGUGUUGGUGUUUCAGAGGGGUCGCUGUUACACAGUGACCAAGCACCUCACCUCUGUAGUCUGA